CCUAUUAAGUGAAUAAAUGUUUAUUUUCAGUGUACACUUCCUUUGAAUGAUUGCCUUUUAGCAGCUCACAAAGUGUUUAAGAUAUUCUUAAAAUGGACAACAACAGCGACGAAGUUACAAUAAUGGAUUCGGGAAAUAUGUAUGAAGGGGAUUCCUCUCUAGGUACAUUAGAUGCUCAAUCUGAUACAAGUGAUGAAAACGAAAUUUUUCAUGAAUGUUCUCAAAUUGAUGGAAGUGUCGAAAAUACCGAUGACCAGAAUGCAAAUACAAUUGGGGAUAUUGAAGCAGUACGUGUCGGAAACAUCCACAUUAUAGGAAGUGAAAAUGAUAAAGAGCCCGAAACAUACCCAGUACCAAUAGAAAUACCUGUGUCUUCUGACGUUACAGUCAAAGAUGAAGUAUCUCCUACUGAGUUUGAAACGAUACAAGAUUUAAAGUCAUCAAGAGAAAGAGAUUAUUUUCAAUUUUGUGACCUUUGUAAAGAAGAUGACAAUUACAUAAUCUCUACUGCAUAUUGUGCUAAAUGCGAUGAAUCAUAUUGCUAUGAUUGCACUAUACUUCACCGUUUACAAAAGGCAACAAAAAGUCAUGAAAUUGGUCCUCCAAAAUCAAAGAAAUCGUCUUUUGUUUGUGAAUUAUGCAAACAUCUCGAUAUUAAGAUUCAUGCAGUGGCUAGUUGUAGAGAUUGUGAGGAACUUUACUGUGACACAUGUUCAACUGCUCAUAAACGACAAAAAGCGACAAAAAAUCAUCCGAUUUCAUGUCACGAUAGACUAGCCGAGAGAGGAACGUGCGAGCCUUGUAAUGAUAAGGGGACUACUGGAAAAACUGCUUGCCACAUUUGCGUUGAUUGUGAUGAAGUACUGUGCUUCGACUGUUUUACUGUCCAUAUAAAACAAAAAGCCACCAGGGAACACAAAGUCGUUUGCUCGGAAGUAACUGACCAAGUAACUGACCAAAACUACUGUCAGCCUUGUUAUAAUGGAGGCAUGAACGUCACACCUGACAUGUACUGUAGAGCAUGUUCAGUUAAAUUAUGCAGUAUAUGUGCUGAUGGACACAGAAGAGAUGAAACAUCCCAAAACCAUAAAGUAAUCACCAUACCCAAAUUUGUUGGUGCUGAACAAGGAAGGCUUAAUGCAAAUGAAGUAACUCAAGAAGAUAUACAUAUACAAUCUAAAACUAUGCAAGAUAACCUGAAACCAGGCAUACCUUGCUUAGUUGAUCCUGUAAAACUUGAUUGCGUUUGUCUCGCCUGGGAACCUCCAAAACAGGUAUUUAAAAACAUGAAUUAUCAGCUUCGCUACAAAGAGGUAGAUUCGAAUUCAAAAUGGAUUCUUUCAACUCAAGUUGCUACCCAACCAUCCAUAAUAGUAUGCAAUUUGAAGUCAAAUACAAAGUAUGUUUUUCAAGUACGGAUGGUAAGUGAUGAAGAAGAAGGACCGUACAGUGAUGCAAGCAAUAUCGUAGAAACAAUGCUGUCGGCUGCUGCUCGAUCUCUAGACUUUAUGUAUGAAGUUAAUCGAAAUGAUACAGAAAUGCUUUUGAAAAGGCUACCUCUGCAAGAAAACAAAAAGGCUCGAAACCUAACUGAGAAGACAAGAAAGCUGAUAAUCGGUGAGAAGAACAAAACAAACGUGCAAGAAAGAACAGUUAUGUUAGUUGGUGCAACAGGAACUGGUAAAAGCACAUUGGUAGACGGUAUGAUAAAUUAUGUUCUUGGAGUAAGUUGGAGUGAUCCAUACAGGCUUACACUAAUUGAUUUGGAAGACGAGGAAAUUAACAGAGAUACCAACCAGGCUGUUUCGCAGACACAGUGGAUAACGUGUUACACUAUUAAUCCUUUACAAGGUAGCCGGUUGGAUUACACCUUGAACAUCAUUGACACACCAGGGUUUGGAGAUACUCGUGGCAUUGAGAGAGAUAGGGAAAUAAUCAGUCAGAUUCGAACAUUAUUUUCAAACGAAGGUGAAACUGGUAUAGUAUUCAUUGAUGCAAUAUGUUUCCUGGUUAAAGCACCUGAUGCACGUCUGACACCAACACAAAGGUAUAUUUUCAACGCAAUCAUGUCACUGUUUGGACAUGAUAUCAAGGACAACUUUUGCAUUUUAGUGACAUUUGCAGAUGGAAAGAAACCACCAGUUCUUUCGGCUUUGAGGGAGGCAAAAUUACCUCAUGAGCUUUAUUUUCCAUUUAACAACUCCGGUCUCUUUGCAGAAAACACUAGUGAAAAGGCUUCCAAUUUCGCUUCUAUGUUUUGGGAAAUGGGGUGUGACAGCUUUAGGUUGUUCUUUGAUAAACUUAAGACAAUGAACACAAAAAGUUUACAACUGACGAGGGAUGUUCUUGAACAACGAGAGCUUAUAGAAUUAAACAUAGAAAACCUCCAGCCAAAAUUAAACGCUGGUCUCCAUAAAGUAGAUGAAAUAAGUAAAGAAAUGAAAAUACUUGAGGAAUUCAAAACACAAAUAGAUGAUAACAGUGACUUUGUGUAUAAGGUUGAAGAAACAGAACAAAGGCAAAUUGAUUUACCAAAAGGACAGCACGUUACUAACUGUCUCACCUGUAACAUUACAUGUCACAAAAAGUGCAAAAUAGCAAAUGAUGAGAAGAAAAGAAAAUGCCAAAGCAAUUUGGAUAUUAUAAACAAAGAUAUGGAUGGAUCAGAAAGUCAUAACUAUGACAGUGACACUUGUGCUGAAGCUGAGCUUCCAGAUAGUCCAAAAGUUGAAUCUGGAGUGGAUGAACGAUCAAAUGAUGGUCACCUCAUCAAUUUGGAAAAUAAUAAGAGUCCAAGAAGCUUUCCUUUUUCAACAGAAGAGGGUAGUCCACUAAAAUGUGAUUUCCCUGUGCAGAGAAAAAGUUUCUGUGAUGAAUGCUCUCUGUUUCAUUGUUCACAAGAAGGCGUACAAGCAAACGCAUGGUCUAAAAAUGAUUGUAUAUCUCCAACAAAAGCACCAAGAGCAGUAUUUUUAUGUACAACCUGUUCAUUUAUGCAGCACACUAACCCUGCCACAAUGAGCUGUAAGGAAUGUGAAGAGGUCUACUGUGACACAUGCAGCAAUGUUCACAGAACGCAAAAGGCGACCAGAACACACACAUUAUCAGUACAUGAAGACCUUCCAGGAAAAACCAUGUGCGAACCAUGUGAAUAUAAUGGCAAAGAGAAUAUAGAAGCUGUCUACCUUUGCAUUGACUGCGAUGAAGUUCAGUGUACUGACUGUAAAUCGGUUCAUAUUAAACAGAAGGUCACUCGUGGACAUACUCUCAUCUUAGCUUUUCCAGACACUGACAAACUGUGUGAUGUUUGUUGGAAAUUGGGGCAGCAAGCUACACCUGUAAAAUAUUGCAAAGUUUGUUUCACAAAAAUGUGCAACAAGUGUGCAAAGGCGCACCGAGAGGAUUCAUCAGCAACUGAGCACAAGCUUUAUGACAUAAAGCCUCAAUUAUCAAUUAAACCAGUAUCUACACAGGUGGUGCAAAACACAAGUAACAAACAGACUGUUCCGGAAGAGAGACCAAAAGUAAAGAAGUCUGUAAUUGACACUACAAAACCUGGAAAGCCAUGUGUGGUUGGUCAAGUAUCUGUAGACACAGUUUGCCUUGUUUGGGAACCGCCAACACAAUUGUUUGAAAACCCUAACUUCCAAUUAAGGUAUAAAGAAGCUGAUGGGUCUUCCAAAUGGAGAUUCUAUCCAGACCUAGCUCCUAGUAGCACGAUAACAUUAACUAACCUGAAGUCAGAUACACACUACAUUUUCCAAGUACGAAUGGUGAAUGAUGAAAAUGAGGGUUCAUAUAGUGAUAUAAGUGACACUAUAGGGACAAUACAGUCAGCUGCCCAUCACAUUAUGGAUUUUAUGUAUGAUGUCACAGCGCAAGAUGUCAAUAUCCCUUUGAAGAAAAUACCUUUCCAGGAAAAUAUCAAAACUAGAAAUGAAAAAGCUAAAACUAGAAAAUUGAUCAUUG
This is a messenger RNA of Ruditapes philippinarum (Manila clam), 3969 nucleotides long. RefSeq lists its product as uncharacterized. The transcript is spliced from 10 exons. The record is from RefSeq and is a predicted model, not a curated record. Gene Ontology annotation, molecular function: protein binding; zinc ion binding; GTP binding. NCBI's taxonomy places the organism in Eukaryota, Metazoa, Mollusca, Bivalvia, Venerida, Veneridae. The annotation marks the transcript as partial.